This is a messenger RNA of Striga asiatica, 321 nucleotides long. The record is from the annotation of a GenBank genome assembly. Lineage: Eukaryota; Viridiplantae; Streptophyta; Magnoliopsida; Lamiales; Orobanchaceae.
AUGGAAGGGGUCAGUGGGUCACAGAGAUUUAUGGAGGCUGAUGUGGCAGAAUAUUGCGUUGAUUGGGCUGCAAGUAACAAGAAGCUACGCGAAAUAAUUCAGAUGAAAAAGAAGGAACCAAAUGAUCCGCCGCCGGCGCCGUCACUAUCACCGGCGACCACCGGAAUCGGCCCGACAGCCGUAUCAGUCUUCGCGCCACCAGGGGAAACCAUGGAAAUUCGGGCCGCCGGAGACACGGACAGAACUAGUGUCGUUGGUGGGUCCCUGCGCCGCGGCAUCUCGUGCAAGAGGGCGCUGACUAAGGAGACGGCGGAUGCCUAG